Guillardia theta CCMP2712 is the source of this 788-nucleotide messenger RNA. RefSeq lists its product as hypothetical. NCBI's taxonomy places the organism in Eukaryota, Cryptophyceae, Pyrenomonadales, Geminigeraceae. The transcript has a single exon. The record is from RefSeq and is a predicted model, not a curated record. The annotation marks the transcript as partial.
GAUGCAGGUAAAUUGCGGAUGGAGGCGGAGGAUCAAAUUUCAGGACCCCGUUGUUGAUAAACAAACAAGGACAAGCUUUUCACAAUAGGCUUGACGCCGCCAUCCCUGUUGAAAGAGGUUCGUGCUAGCACUGAACUUCUUCCUGACUUCUGUAUUCAAAACAUCAAAGCCGUGACCGGUGACAAUACAUUGUUCUAUUGAACAGCCAAAGUCCAGGAAGUACUGCAUUGAACAACCUGUAAAGCCUUGCAUGCACAAAUGGUUGGCCGUGCAUCUAUCACCAUCCCCGUCGCUCAAGAGAUAUUCCGAUUCUCUCAGACCAACAAGGCCGAGGCAGGCCCCUUGGACAAGUGGGCCCCGACCCAAUCAAGCAAUGCGCUCGCAGCUCAGUACGGGAUAACAGCCAAGGCAGUGAGGGACAUCUGGAACAAGCGGACGUGGGUGCAUGCGACGCACACGCUAUGGACGGAGGAGGAGAAGAAUGAGUAUUCAAGACGAAGGAAACUCUGUGAUAUGUGUAAACUCGCAGUGGCGGGUAAGGGAAGAAUGUUACAGAGUUGUGCAUGCAGACGACUUGAAAGCUCAGACAGGAUGAAACGGGGUGGAAGUUUUGGAGAAGCUGGGACACCUGAAGAACCACAUGAGGCAUGUUCACAGGUUUUAUUCGAGAGCGAUGAUUCGGACAAUUUUAUGGAUGCAAUACAUGGAGAAAUACCUCACGAAGAUUUUCCGUGCAAUAUGGCGCUUGAAACUGAUUCAUCCGGGUUCCUUCAGUCAGCAUCUUCCGG